CAUGCUCCCCGCGCGCUCUCGCUCUCCCUGGGAUGCGGCCGAUCCCGCGGCGCAGCCUCCCCGGCGUCUCCUGAGGGGGACCCCCAGGCCUCGCAGCCCUGCAGUGACCGCGCCUCCGCCGCCCGCGCGCUGCCGCCGCAGUCCCAGCCGUGGUGCUUGGUGUAAACAGCAGCCCCCGCGCGCCCGGAGCUGCCACCCCUCGGCCGGCCCGGCGAGCCCGGGCGUGCACCGAGCUGACGGAGGAUGGCCACCUCCGUGGUGGAGAAAAGCUGCAAGAAGAAGACGGAGAAGAAGCUUGCUGCUCGAGAAGAAGCGAAAUUGUUGGCGGGCUUCAUGGGUGUCAUGAAUAACAUGCGGAAACAGCACCACUGACUUCAAAUUUCUGGUGCAUUUAACUACGGUAGUUGGACAAGGUCCACCAGGGCUCACAUUUGUUUUCAGCAACCUUCCCACUCCUUCAGAUAAUGCGUUUUCUUCCGUGGACUGUAGCAUGAUAAAGCAUUGCCUCAUUUCUUGCAGAGACAACGUGCUGUCAUUUCCGGCCUUUUAUUUUUAAGUGCAUUUUCCAAUGAAGUAGAGGAUUCACGUAAAAGGAUACAAAUCAUAAAGUGCAGCUCAAUGAAUUGUUACCAAGUGACCCCACCACCACCACCAAGAAACAUAACAUGACUAAUACACCAGAGGUCCCUCCUUAUGCCCUUCUCAGUCACUAUCCCUCAAAGAACAAUAUUUGACUAAUACCCUGCUGAGUUCAGUUUGCAAAUACUUGACAUAUCUGUAAGUCAGUCUCUAAAGGAAGAAAAAAGUGCAAAGAAAAUGUGACCAGAAUAGCAACUGGCAGUUAAAGAAAAAAGAAGACAGCAAGAAAGCAAAAUAAAUAGCAUAAAAGAAGAUGGCAUUUGUAAGAAAACAUUGUGUGACGUGAUCCUUAUGGUCCAAGAAAGAAAAAUACCUGCUCAUCGUGUUGUCCUUGCAGCAGCCAGUCACUUUUUUAACUUGAUGUUCACAACUAACAUGCUUGAAUCAAAGUCCUUUGAAGUAGAACUCAAAGAUGCUGAACCUGACAUUAUUGAACAACUUGUGGAAUUUGCUUAUACUGCUAGAAUUUCUGUGAAUAGCAACAACGUUCAGUCUUUAUUAGAUGCAGCAAACCAGUACCAAAUUGAACCUGUGAAGAAAAUGUGUGUUGAUUUUUUGAAAGAACAAGUUGAUGCUUCAAACUGUCUUGGUAUAAGUGUGCUAGCAGAGUGUCUAGACUGUCCAGAAUUGAAAGCAACUGCAGAUGACUUUAUUCAUCAACAUUUUACUGAAGUUUACAAAACUGAUGAAUUUCUACAACUUGAUGUCAAGCGAGUUACACAUCUCCUCAACCAGGACACUUUGACUGUGAGAGCAGAGGAUCAGGUUUAUGAUGCUGCAGUCAGGUGGUUGAAAUACGAUGAACCUAAUCGCCAGCCAUUUAUGGUUGAUAUCCUUGCUAAAGUCAGGUUUCCUCUUAUAUCAAAGAAUUUCUUAAGUAAAACAGUACAAGCCGAACCACUUAUUCAAGACAAUCCUGAAUGCCUUAAGAUGGUGAUAAGUGGAAUGAGGUAUCAUCUCCUGUCUCCAGAGGAUCGAGAAGAACUGGUAGAUGGCACAAGGCCCAGAAGAAAGAAACAUGACUACCGCAUAGCCCUAUUUGGAGGCUCUCAACCACAGUCUUGUAGAUAUUUUAACCCAAAGGAUUAUAGCUGGACGGACAUCCGCUGCCCCUUUGAAAAACGAAGAGAUGCAGCAUGCGUGUUUUGGGACAAUGUUGUAUACAUUUUGGGUGGCUCUCAGCUCUUCCCCAUAAAACGAAUGGACUGCUAUAAUGUGGUGAAGGAUAGCUGGUAUUCCAAACUGGGCCCCCCAACACCUAGAGACAGCCUCGCUGCCUGUGCCGCAGAGGGCAAAAUUUAUACAUCUGGAGGUUCUGAAGUCGUAACUGACUCCCUCUACAGUCAGCUUGCUCCAAGCCUGUACACACACUCCAUCAAGCAUGAUGGGCCUUCUUCUUUUCCAGGAAACUCAGCUCUGUAUUUAUUUGAGUGUUAUGACACGAGAACUGAGAGCUGGCACACAAAGCCCAGCAUGCUGACCCAGCGCUGCAGCCACGGGAUGGUGGAGGCCAAUGGCCUAAUCUAUGUUUGCGGUGGAAGUUUAGGGAACAAUGUUUCUGGCCGAGUGUUGAAUUCCUGUGAAGUUUAUGAUCCUGCCACAGAAACAUGGACUGAGCUGUGUCCAAUGAUUGAGGCCAGGAAGAAUCAUGGACUGGUGUUUGUGAAAGAUAAGAUAUUUGCUGUGGGCGGUCAGAAUGGCUUAGGUGGCCUGGACAAUGUGGAGUAUUAUGAUAUUAAGCUAAAUGAAUGGAAGAUGGUCUCACCGAUGCCAUGGAAGGGUGUAACAGUGAAGUGUGCAGCAGUUGGCUCUAUAGUUUAUGUCUUGGCUGGUUUUCAGGGUGUGGGUCGAUUGGGACACAUCCUUGAAUAUAAUACUGAAACAGAUAAAUGGUUUGCCAACUCCAAAGUUCGAGCUUUUCCAGUAACAAGUUGUUUAAUUUGUGUUGUUGAUACUUGUGGAGCAAAUGAAGAAACCCUUGAAACAUGAAAAAUGAGUGGACUUCAAGACUUAUUGGAGACUCAAAAAUAUGGCCACCAAUACUUUGUUCCAAGAGUUGGUUACAAAGUUUUAGUUUGGUGGGUUUUGGGUUGAUUUUUUGUUUUUGUUUUUGUUUUUUUGUUUUGUGUGUGUGUGUGUUUUUAAGGAAAUUUCAAGUAAAGAAAGAUCCCUAUAAAAAUCAUAUUUCCUUAAUUCAAAGACCACAUUUUAGCUGUCCACGUAAUCAUGAACAUAUUUAGCAAGAAAACUUGAAAAACACUAAGCAUUUGGUGAAAAUAUGAAUUUUUCUUAAAUGAAUUUCGCAUUUGUAACUAUGAUUAUGACAGAGUGGGAGAUUGGCUCAUCAGUGAACAGUCUCAUCUUAGCUCUAGAUUCUAUUUUCAUACAUCACAGAAGUGCUAUGUAUUAGGCUGUUUGUUUCAGUUUAGUCAAGAACUAAAAAAUAGUAUGGAGCAGCUUAGUCUCCCAUAGAUUUGCUUGUCUUUAUUUGUUCCAUUUAGUGCCAAAUGUGUUCCAUUUUUAAAAGCAAGGCAGAGUGAGUCGAGGCAUGCGCAUACUCUCUCACAAACUUCAUAAUCACAUUUUGGGACUUAAAAAUGUACCAAACUCCUGAUGAAAUAUAUUCAAUCCAAUUAAAUAUAUUCCAUCUUUUAAACAGAAAUGUCAAGCUUAGCACCCAUUAUUAAUUUGUCAUUGUUUUACCCAGGGCUUAAAAAAUGAUUAUGUCUCUUCAGUCCUCACUUCAAAUAAAAUCCAAUUAUAAUAAAAUGAUUGACUAGCCAGAAAUAAAGCUAUUUAUAGUAAAUUUAUAGGUCACUAGAAUAGCACUGAUAAUUAUACAAUAUCAGUGUUGAUUUUGAACUUCUAAUGGAUUAAAAGGUACAUGAUUUCUUUUCCUUAGCAAGAUACAUCAGAGAUAUUUGAUCCCAUUGUAUCAAAAAGUUUUGUAAUAAUUUGAAUUGCAUAUUUGUCAUCUCUUACUGCUUUUGUGAAGUCAACAAGUCUUUCACAAACCCAUGUACUCAUUUCUUUCUACUAAUGUUUUGCCUGUUUACAUUAUGAAAUGUAUGGAAUGAGCUAUAUAAAGCUGUCACCAUCAAUGUUUUUAUCUGGUAAUAUUAAAUAUUUUUUAAUAAAACAGA
This is a messenger RNA of Myotis myotis, 3782 nucleotides long. RefSeq names its product kelch like family member 7 (gene KLHL7). Gene Ontology annotation, cellular component: Cul3-RING ubiquitin ligase complex. Gene Ontology annotation, molecular function: protein binding. The record is from RefSeq and is a predicted model, not a curated record. The transcript is spliced from 14 exons. The coding region runs from base 931 to 2628 and encodes 565 amino acids. Gene Ontology annotation, biological process: protein ubiquitination. Lineage: Eukaryota; Metazoa; Chordata; Mammalia; Chiroptera; Vespertilionidae.